Molecule: messenger RNA, 3690 nt
Organism: Plasmodium gonderi
Lineage: Eukaryota; Apicomplexa; Aconoidasida; Haemosporida; Plasmodiidae
Exons: 4
Coding region: 1-3690 (1229 amino acids)
Source: RefSeq, a predicted model, not a curated record
AUGGAACUUAGCUGGAGAGAAAACUUCGAUUCCAUUGAGAUAAAAUUGAAAAAGGAAAAUAGUGAGGAAAGUGUGUUUUCUGAUCUGAGAUACAUCGAGAACUAUUGCUGGGAGAAUGAACAAGUCAUCGAAAUGGAAAAGACGAAAGACAUUUUAGUUACAGAAAUGUAUAUUAAAAUAAACCAUAAAGAUGAAAUGAUGAAUAUUGAUUUGUAUGAUAAAAUAAAUGUGAACAAAGAACAUGUGAAAAUUAGACAAAAUACAAAAUUUAUUAUUUUUAAUUUAAAAAAAAAGGAAAAAAAAUUAUGGGGACAUUUAAAUUAUUUUACUAUUUUCUUAAUAUACAAAAAUGUAGCAUAUCCAAAUUUGAUAAAAUGUACAAAGGAGGAAAAAAAUAAAUUAAUUGCUCAAGAAAAGAAAUUCAAAUCAGUAAUUAAUGACAGAAGAAUAAAAAGUAUAAAUGAUUUGAAGAAAAUACUCAGGAAAGACAAAAAUUCGAAAGAAGAUUUCAUCAAAAAGCUCCAGGAAGAUGCACAAAACAUACAAUGUCAAUUAGAAGAACUAAGAAAUGAGCAGCUGAAAAAUCAAAAGGAAGAAAUACGUAAAAGAGCCAUCCAUUCGAUAUAUGAAAAUUCUCAAGAAAGUGAAAUGGAUAAACCAGAACUGCAUAAUAAAGUAGACAGGAUGAACUCCUCAUAUGUAAAUAUAGACAACCACAAUGAUAAGAAUCUAUCUGCAGAAAAAAAUUCAAACAAAAUAAACACAUACAUAGACGAACUCACUGAUGGACAAAGAGAAAGUAGCAAUCCAAUGAACAUAUCUUCCUCCAAUUUAACCAUGACCAGCAAACCCAAAGUACUACUGCUACAAGAUCAAAAAAAUGUGCAGAAAAAAGUCAUCGAAUUGAAGUUUACGCAAAUGAAAAGGAAUGAACUCCCUGCAAGAGAAUCAAGAAAUGUAAAGCAGAAAAUUCCCAAUUUUACAUCAACUAAAAACUUCUUUCUAAUUAUUCUGAUAGAAAAGGCGAAGAAGCUGUACUUCAAAAAUGCCGAUUUUGGAAGUUGUUUAGAGACCUUAAAAUCGGUUGAUUCUUAUUUAGUUAACGGAUCUGAACUAGUUAAAGAAGAACAAAUAAAGAUGUUGAACAACUUAUCCUUAUUGUACCUACUGACGAACGAAUUGAGUGAAUGCAUAAACACAUGUGACAGAUGCUUGAAUAUGAUAAAAGAAGAAAUAAAAAGUUACAACGUCGAAGAUACUCACUUUGAGAAAAAUAUACUAACUGAUGUGAAUAAUGUACAAAUGAAAACAUGGAAUAUAUUAGAUAAUAUAAAAUCCCAAAAUUAUGUUCAAUAUAUAUACACCAUCUACGCAAUUGUUAGUGCAAGAAAAAUAUGUGCUAUGAUUAAACAAACAAGGGAAAAUCUAUUAGAAAAUAUAGAUAAAAUUUAUAUCUCGAUUGAAGAUAUAAGCAGAUAUUUACCAUGUUCCAUUUAUGAGGAUCUCAAAAAAGGAAUUAAUAAUUUUAAACUUUUUUCCACCUUUAUAAGUCAUCUGAACAAAUUCAAUUUAAACCAUAUUUCAUAUGUUGACCAAGCUAGACAAAAUUUGCAAAUCUUGAACAAAAACAUCUUAGAAGAAAAAAAUACAUAUAACAUUUCAUUCAGUUUUUGCAUUACCAUGAUGAGAUCAUUGAAUUUAAAAAAUCUGAAUCGAUUUUAUCAAAAUGUUAUAAACAUUUUGUUAUGUAUUUUUACACUUAUAGAAAGACAAAAUGAGAUUUAUUCUUUUUUAAAUAAUGUAGAAAAUUCUACAUCUUCAAAUUCUGCACUUGUCCAUAUAUACUUGUUCAUUCUCCUCAUUAAAAAUGAAAGUUCCUAUUAUGAUAAAAUUGAAGAAAUAGUAAACUUAAGAAAUCAUACAUAUGAAUAUCCAAAUAUAAGAAAUAAAGUCAUGAACAUUUUAAUUUGUCAUUUGAUGGGAGGGUUCUACGAAUUAGAUUUAAUUGUCAGAAAUAAUUUAUGCUUGAAAAAUAUUAUCUCCUCAAUUCUCCACAAAGACGAAAUUGCUGUGGUGACGGAACCGUUAGAACACGGGUGCGCUAGAAACAUCGAACCAAAAUCUGAAAUGGCACACGUGGGUGAUAAAAUAAUUGUGUACCAAACAAACGAACGUUUUUUUUCUCCUAGCAAAACACUGUUUGAGAACAUCUCAUGCAAAAUAAAAAAAGAAGAGAAAGUUGCAAAACAUAUAAGCAGUGUAAAUACACAGUCAUAUGCCUUAAAGGUGGAACUAUUUGAAAGUCUAACGGAAUACCUUUGUGUGAAGCAGAAAUGUGAAUACUUUAAAAUAGAAAUAGUGAUAAAAAUGAUUAAAAAUAUUUGCUACACAUUUAAUUUAAUACAAAGAAUAUAUAAAGAAAAUGAAAAAAAUAAGAUGCACCUAAAAAGGGCUAUGUACACUUUACUGACUGAUUUAUCAUAUAGUAUCAGCAAAUUAAACUCAUCAUCUGUCGAAACGGAAAAUGUUAUUAGUCUCCUCUUUUUGUACUUUUGCUUUUCCUUUAUUUAUAACUACCCAAAGAAUGAAUUCAUUAUUGAUACGCAUUAUAAAACAAUGGACGAAAUGACACAUUCAAAUUAUUUUGCUUUGAAUGAUGACACACAAGAAGAAAAAAAAUUUUCUAAAGACAACUUAAAAAGUAUAUUACAGAAAACAUUUUUAUAUAAAUUUUUCUUAGAUUACAAACAAUAUGAAGAUUUAAAAAAGAAAAAAACAUAUAUCGACUCUGCUGGACGGGCAUCGCAACAAGAUCUUGAACAUAACUCCAUGCUGCAAAGAAUUAGCUCGCUCAUCAAAAAAAUAAAAACAAAAAUAAAAAAUAAUACAAAUAAGAAAAUUCAUAAUUAUUACCCAAUAAUGAAAUUAAUAAACAAGAAAUACGUAAAAGAGUUACAUCAUUUCGUUUCAUUUCUCAAAAAAAAAGAUCUACAUUUAGAAUCCAUUAGAUGUAACAUUUUACUGCUAAGUUCACAUUACUAUUCCCCUUCCCUUUCAAACUUUAGUUUCUCCUACGUAAAUGCAGUACACAAUAUUUUUACCUCUACUUUUUUCGAAAAAAAUGAGAUAAAUAAACAAAAAAAAAUUACACUAGAUAACAAUUUAUCAACCGAAUCAAAAAGAAUACUACAUAAAAAUAUAUCCUAUUUUACCAAUAGUACAUUUAUCAAUUUUAAAAAUACAAAAAGGGCCAUCUUUUUAAAAUCAUUUCAAGAAGAGAAUAUGAAAAAUGCGUUAGUGACAUACAUCCGAUCUAUCAUAUGUAAACUGAAAAGGGUUCAAAUACUCAGAAAUAUUUUUACAAGUUUACAGCACAUACAUGCACAUGGGGAAAUUCUAAAAAACAUUCUGAAAGUUCUUAUGAAUUAUUUGAACAACCUCUCCGUCGACUUUCACAUUUUAAACCUCGUAAUUAAUUUUAUUACACAAGUGGAUAUAUCUCCCCUUUUUCUCGUCAACAAAAAAAAGAUAGAAAACCUUUACGACUUUAACGAUACAAGCAUUUCAGAAAAAUGGAAAGAACUAUUUUCAAAUAAUGAGGAAUAUAAAUAUAUACUUCAACACCAUUUCAAGAAAUUUUUAAAAAUAAAAAUAUUUCUUUUAAGUCAUGAAUGUGUACUCUACGUAUGA